UAAUCUAUCUCUGGGAAACUGGCCCAUAGUGUUCUUAGUUAGAUUGGACAGUAGAUGGCAGUAAUCCAAUCUCUAUGACCACACUGCGUAAUGUACACGAUCUAUUCUAUGCGUUACAGUACGAUGUAUUUCAGUUACUCACGUAGCCUACAUCUGGGCGGAGGGAACUUGAAAGUUCGCAUUAUUGAAUUGUGAUGUUCGGAUUUAGCUGAUCGAACAACUUGCACUAAUAUGAUAUCGUGGAUACUCCAUGGAGGUGAUUUUCUAAACCUGGGGACGAACUUGAUGCUGUGUUUUCUCUGUGGGAUGACAUCGGGAGAUCCUACAACAGGAAGUGCAUUUGGCUUGAUGACAAAAUAUCCUUUGAUUGAUGGACAUAAUGACCUAGCUUUGAUGCUGAGGAUUCUCCACGACAACAGACUGAGUCAGGUUGACCUGCACAACAUCAGCAAAGUGGCCACGGACAUCAACAGACUCACAACGGGACACGUCGGCGCUCAGGUGUUUGCAGCCUACGUGUUGUGUGGCGCCCAGGCGAAGGAUGCUGUGAGGCUCACACUGGAACAGAUAGACGUGAUCAACCGUAUGUGUACGGAGAACCCAGAACUGGAGAUAGUUACAUCUGCCAAAGGACUAAAUGACACUAAGAGGAUAGCAUGUCUGAUCAGCAUUGAGGGAGGUCAUUCUAUAGACAGCAGCUUGCCAACCCUGCGUAUGUUUUACCAGCUGGGGGUUCGCUCCAUGGCCCUCACACAUACCUGCAACACGCCUUGGGCUGAGUCCUCCUCAACAAUUUAUGAUGUCUAUCAAAGAGAAAAUGACAGCCUAACAGACUUCGGUAAGGAUGUGGUGAAGGAGAUGAACAGAUUGGGGAUGAUAGUAGACCUGUCCCAUAGUUCCUGGGCCACAGCCAGGGCAGUACUGCAGAUCUCUAAGGCUCCAGUUAUUUUCAGCCACUCCUCAGCCCAUGUCAUUUGUAACCACAGCCGCAAUGUUCCUGAUGACCUGCUCCGCGAACUGAAGGAGAACGGAGGACUCAUCAUGGUUAAUCUGCACAGUGGGUUUGUGGCUUGCCAUGGCCAAGCCAAUGUCUCCAUCGUGGCUGACCAUUUUACCCACAUUAGGAAGGUGGUUGGAUCUGAGUCAAUAGGAAUAGGAGGGGACUUUGAUGGAGCUUCUAAGUUUCCUCUUGGAUUAGAGGAUGUGUCCAAGUAUCCUGCACUGAUCCAGGAGCUGCUGAAGAGACACUGGACAGAUUACGAGUUGUCCGGGGUCCUCAGACACAACUUCCUACGUGUGUUCAAGGAGGUCGAGAAAGAGCGUGACAGGCAGAAAGCGAAAGGAACUCUCCCCAGUGAAGCUCAGAUCGACUUGACUAGGGUUCAGAACCCCUGCAGACUGGUACUCAGGCGACCUGACCACCAGACGACAAAGAUGGAACAGAUGUACUCCAAGGGCCACAGUGAACUGGUGGUCCCCAGGAGUCUGGUCUGGACCAUGGUUAUACUAAUCUCCUGCCUCUGUGUCCUGAUGGACCAUUAAGACUAUAAUAUGGCCUCCAUUCAAUCAGAUCCAGUGGUAACCCAGGUUGACCGAUAUCCUGAUAGCGGAUGUUUUGGCAGUAUUGGAGGUGUAGCUGUAGUGUGAACUGACAAAUAAGUGUGUGGCUGCUCUUUUGUGUCACCAACCACUCCCUUCCUUAUUAUCCCUACGCAUUAGAUGUUCAAAACGACAAAAGAAAGUGCAGGCUCUAUCGACAAUAGAUAUUAUGAAAUGCAUGUUUUCAUUUUAAUUUGGAUGGCGGGAUUUAUCAGUCUAUGUAGACAAUAGACCAUUACACAUUAGAGUGUUUGAACUUGUAAUGUGGCUACAUGAACUAACACGGCUGCAUGGGAUUUAUCAGUCUAUGUAGACAACAGACCAUUACACAUUAGAGUGUUUGAACUUGUAAUGUGGCUACAUGAACUAACGCGGCUGCAUGGGAUUUAUCAGUCUAUGUAGACAACAGACCAUUACACAUUAGAGUGUUUGAACUUGUAAUGUGGCUACAUGAACUAACACGGCUGCAUGGGAUUUAUCAGUCUAUGUAGACAACAGACCAUUACACAUUAGAGUGUUUGAACUUGUAAUGUGGCUACAUGAACUAACGCGGCUGCAUGGGAUUUAUUAGUCUAUGUAGACAACAGACCAUUACGCAUUAGAGUGUUUGAACUUGUAAUGUGGCUACAUGAACUAACGCGGCUGCAUGGGAUUUAUUAGUCUAUGUAGACAACAGACCAUUACACAUUAGAGUGUUUGAACUUGUAAUGUGGCUACAUGAACUAACGCGGCUGCAUGGGAUUUGUCAGAUAUAAAGUCAGUGUGGUUUCAUUUAAUCCAAUGACAGUGUCUGCAUAAUGUAACAUAAGUAGUAGCUCUAACGCAGUUCCACCUUCAACACUGCCAAAACAACCGGAUGUCGACUAGCACGGAUCUGCAUUUAGCCCUUAGUGUUACUAAACUAGCAGUGCUUGACUUGCGCAGGAGCCCACUGGAGCUGAGUACCGGCACCUCAAAUUCUCUACUGCUUGAGCUCGUUUUACUCUUAUGGAAUAUUAGCUCAAAAGUAUAGUGGAGCUCCUGCACCUAAAUAUAAACAGUUACUUGCACCCAAAAUGAGUACCGGAACCUAUUUAGUAGUACUACUAGUGUUGUAUUACAAUACACUACGUAUCUACUACAACCAUGUUUUUCCGACAGUGACAAGCCUAGCUUUAACGUGUUUACUGUGUCACUUGCUUACAUGUGAUCUUUCCUACAAAGAUCUUUACCUAAUUUUUAGUUUUGGUCAUUUUGACCUUGAAGGAGUUGUAUAUUUACACAAAGCUCUGCACACACUUUAUACUAUAUUACAUUGAGUUUAAUGUAAAAAUCACUUUUAACUAUUUUUACAUAUCUCAUUCUAAAAAUAUCUCUGUGUUAUGUUUGUUUAAUGAUACAAUCAAGGCCACAAGGUCAUACUGAGGCAUUUACAAACUAUCUUUAUUUCUCUGAGGACACAGACCUUGAUGUCCAUUACACAAACUUGAGUUUCACAAUGAAACUAUUUCAUAGAAAGUGACGAUUUCAUCUUAAAAUGAACAUUAAUGUAACAUUUCCUCACAAGGGUGUACAGUGAAACAGUUUGCAACAUGUUAACAUACUGUAAUGCCUCCUACAGUCAUCUCAGGAAUGUUGUAUUCUGUAUUCAUAGGUUAUAUCGUAUUUAUUUUGCCUUUCUCUUAAGUAAAUAAUUCUUUGUGUUUUCUGUUUUUCGACCAUCUUAUUUUAUGAACACAUUGAUAUAUCUGAAGUCAAGAUAGUUCAAUUCUAGUUGAAUAGGGAAAUGAAUCAUGAUUUUAUUGCUAAGUUCAGAUAAAUACUCUUUGCCUUUACAGCUCUUGCAGUCUACAGGAAAGGAAAUGUGUGCAUAUGCUACUCUGUUCAGGUGGCCCUGUAAGUAGUCUUCAUGCCUAUAAUAAAGACUUUUGUACAGAAAUAGUAGAUUAAA
Messenger RNA from Oncorhynchus nerka (sockeye salmon), 3529 nucleotides. RefSeq names its product dipeptidase 2-like. Gene Ontology annotation, biological process: proteolysis. Bases 232 to 1542 code for a protein of 436 amino acids. Gene Ontology annotation, molecular function: metallodipeptidase activity. Lineage: Eukaryota; Metazoa; Chordata; Actinopteri; Salmoniformes; Salmonidae. The transcript has 11 exons. The record is from RefSeq and is a predicted model, not a curated record.